Messenger RNA from Henningerozyma blattae CBS 6284, 1257 nucleotides. RefSeq names its product small subunit rRNA maturation protein LCP5 (gene LCP5). The record is from RefSeq and is a predicted model, not a curated record. Lineage: Eukaryota; Fungi; Ascomycota; Saccharomycetes; Saccharomycetales; Saccharomycetaceae. The transcript has a single exon. Bases 1 to 1257 code for a protein of 418 amino acids.
AUGGAAAAUUUUUCAAUUCUAAACCCGCAUUGCAAAAAAGGCGAUGAGAUUAAAAUAAAAAAGCAUAAAUUAUAUAUGUAUAUAUACAAUCACAAUCAAUCACAUUCACAAUCACAAAACCACAUCGAAUCAUCAUUGAAUAUGGAUCUCCAAACUAUACUCACAGAAAUCAACACUUCGUUAGCUUCCACCUCAGAAUCCAUACAAAAGAUCCAGAACUCUUAUAGAGAUGAAUCCAGUGCCCAAGACGAUGCCUUGAUAAAAAAAUUACAAUCGCAUCUUUCAACAGAUAAUGCUACUGGUAAUCAUGAAAAAGUCUCGUUGCUAUCGUUGAAAAAUGAUACUCUGUUAGCUUACAUCAACUCCUUGUUACUUAUCAUUGGUAAUAAACUAAAUAUAAACGACGCCAAAGAUGAUGAUGAUUUGGAAAAGAAUCAUCAUGAAUUAGAUAAAUAUAGAGAAAAUACAAUCCAGCAUAGAAUAGUCAUGGAAAGAGGUAUUAAACCUUUGGAAAAAAAAUUGAAUUAUCAAUUAGAUAAAUUAGUAAGAACUUAUACUAAACUAGAGAAGGAUUAUUUGGAAUCAGAAAAAAGAGCUUUGGAAAAACUUUCUCAUUCUUCCUCCAGUUCAGAUGAUGAUAAUGAUGACUCAGAUCAAGAUAGUUCAGAUGAGGAUGAAAAAAUGGUAUUUAAACCAAACAUAUCUGGUCUACUCACUAAAGAAGAUACUAAAAAAUCUAAACGUACUGAAAUUGAAGCUGAAGCUGAAAUGGAAACUGAAGCUGGAACUGAUUCAGUUUAUAAACCACCUAAAAUUAAUGCCAUCGCACCACCAAAACAAACACAAUUCGUAGAUAGAUUCGAUCCUAAAUAUCAUAAAGAUAAUACAAGAGGUAGUCGUAUGCAAGCUAUGGAAGAAUAUCUAAGAGAAUCCUCAGAUCAACCAGAUUGGGAAUCUUCCAUCGGUGCAAAUAUCGUCAACAGUGGUAGAGGUGGGAUUAAAUCUCAUAGAGAUACUGAAGUGGAUCGUAAAAUGGCAGAUUUUGAAGAAGAAAAUAUGACAAGAUUGGGUUCUGGUGCAGGUAGUAAGUUGGCAAAGAAGAAAAUGAAACAAAGAGAAAGAUAUGCUCAAAUGAAUAUAGUGGGUGGUGAAGAUUUCAGUAUUUUCAAUUCAAAACGUAAAUUAGAAUCAACAACCUCUAGAAGAGGAAACAAGAAAUCUCGUAAUGCCUGGGAGCGUGCUAAACAAAAUUUAUAG